This is a messenger RNA of Psylliodes chrysocephalus, 333 nucleotides long. The record is from the annotation of a GenBank genome assembly. Lineage: Eukaryota; Metazoa; Arthropoda; Insecta; Coleoptera; Chrysomelidae.
AUGAUUGAUAACUUCUCUGAAGUCCUAGAAGAUGAAUCAUAUGUUACUAAAGCACAAUCAAAUAUUACUGUUAAAAUAAACACUCAUAGCAUUGAAGAUCUCAGAAAACUAGUUAGGUAUCUAAACGAUACCAACAUAAUACAUCAUGCAUACCAGAUUAAACAAGAAAGAUCAUACAGAAUCGUACUACGUGGCCUUCAUUACUCUAUUCCGAGGGAAGACAUAAAAAAGAAACUCGAAAAAAAGGGACACAAAGUCAAACAUUAUCAAUUUGAGGCGCACGGUAAGCAAGGAGCCCUUACCGAUGUUCUUCGUCGAUCUAGAGCCAAAUGA